This is a messenger RNA of Tribolium castaneum (red flour beetle), 2485 nucleotides long. RefSeq names its product Secretory 15 (gene Sec15). The transcript is spliced from 14 exons. NCBI's taxonomy places the organism in Eukaryota, Metazoa, Arthropoda, Insecta, Coleoptera, Tenebrionidae. Bases 106 to 2448 code for a protein of 780 amino acids. Gene Ontology annotation, biological process: intracellular protein transport; exocytosis; Golgi to plasma membrane transport. The record is from RefSeq and is a predicted model, not a curated record. Gene Ontology annotation, cellular component: exocyst; membrane.
UCGGUGUGGUGGCAGUGUCAAAGUGUCAAUUGUCACGUCACGUAACCUCACAAUUUUAAUUACGAUUUUUUUAUUUAAAAAUCAAAAAAACACAAUAAAUCCACCAUGGGUGACCCCCAAAGUGGGGAAAACUCGCAAUACGACUUGUAUCUGCAAGAAAUCGAAGGAGUUGACGAUUACUGGGGCCCAACUUUUAGGGCAAUUUAUGAUAACGACCAGAACGUAAAGUUCCGCGAGAAGUUAGACCAACGCAUCCAACACCACAACAAAGACAUUGAACGCCUUUGCAAUGUGUACUAUCAGGGAUUUAUUGAAGCAAUCAGAGAGUUGUUAGAAGUGCGAAACCACGCCAAAAAACUAAACGGCCAGGUCACCACCCUCGACACCCAACUGCACCAAGCAGCAAAAAACAUCUCAAAAUCGGGCAAUGAGCUGCUACAAGCGCGCAAAGUCCAGAGCAACAUUGCCGUCGUAAUCGCCCAACUUAAUCUCUGUUUGCCGGUUUUGACCUCUUAUUCCAAAUUAAAAAAACAAAUCGCGGAAAAACGUUAUUACCCCGCCUUGAAAACUUUAGAGGAGCUGGAACACUCACACCUGCUCCACGUGGCCAAUUAUCGCUUUUCUUACCAGUUAAGGGAGAGCAUACCGAAGAUUAGGGAAAGCAUCGAAAAGGCCUCAAUGUCCGACUUGAAGGACUUUCUGGAAAAUAUUCGCAAAUUUUCCCCGAAAAUUGGAGAAGUGGCCAUGAAACACACUAGUGAACAGUUGGCCAGUGACCCCACAGUCAUCGGACGCAAGAAAAAAAGAAUAGCGCCACAACCGUCAGGUGACGGCGUUGGUCACUUCUCUGAGGAGGAUUUAAGUGCCCAAGAAUUGAUCGAUUUUUCGCCGAUUUAUCGCAGUUUGCAUAUUUCAACAGUGCUUAAUACGAGGGCCACUUUCGAGACGUACUAUAGGGCCGAAAGGACGAAACAGGCCCGCUUGGUUUUACAGCCGCCCACUAAUAUGCACGAGUGUGAAGAGAGCUACCGUGCCUACAUUCACGCCGUCCUCGGUUUCUUUAUUUUGGAGGAUCACGUGUUAAACACCGGGAACGGGCUCAUAACCCGCGCCUUCUUGGACGAAAUGUGGACGAUGGCGUUGUCAAAAAUCGUCAGUGCUUUGCAAACACAUUCGGCGUAUUGUACCGACGCCACCUUGAUCCUGCGCAUUAAAGACUUGAUCAUGCUUUUUUGCACGACUUUGCGUAAUUAUGGUUAUUCGGUGAAACCGUUGUGGGAGUUGGUGCGUGAAUUACGUGACCAUUAUACCGAAGUUUUGAUGCAGAGAUGGGUGCAAGUCUUUCGGGAAAUUCUCUCGAAGGAGGAUUUUCAGCCGAUUCAAGUGUACGAUCUCGAGGAGUAUGAGCAUAUUUUGUCGUCGUUUCCAUGGGACGAGGACUUGCCCAACGAUGUGGUUUUCCCGCACAAGUUCCCCUUUUCGGGGAUGGUGCCCAAGGUCUACCAACAAGUCAAGGAGUUUAUUUACGCGUGUUUGAAAUUCUCCGAGGAUUUGAAUUUAAGUCAAGUGGAAGUCGACGAAAUGAUCCGCAAGUCGAUGAAUUUGCUCCUGACGCGGACGUUUAGCGGUUGUUUGUCGUCAACGUUUCGUAGCCCGCACAUCAAUCUUCAGGAAAUUAUCCAAAUAAUCAUCGAUACGGGCUAUUUGGAGGAAGCCACGGUCUACUUGGACCAGUUUAUUUCAAAUAUUACAGGGGAGGAGUCUCGAGGGGUGUCCACGGGAGUGGUCCAAGGCCAACCAGCCAUGUUCCGCGUGGCUCGUGAAGACGCCGUGCGCCAAAUUUGCGAAAAAUUGCGCCAAAAAUUGAACGAGUUUUACGAAUUGGAGAGUUAUGAUUGGCUGUUGGGUGAGCCGUCAGGACACGCCUCUAGUUACAUCUCCGAUUUGAUUGCUUUCCUCCAGACGACGUUUCAGAGUUUCACCAAUUUACCGCCGGAGGUGGCGCAAGUUGCGUGUAAGUCGGCGUGUGAACACAUUGCCAAUUCGAUGUUUCAACUGUUGAUGAAUGACGAGAUCAAGCAAAUUUCCAUGGGGGCCUUAAACCAAAUCAAUUUAGAUUUACUACAGUGUGAACAAUUUGCGGCCUCUGAGCCCGUCAAAGGCCUACAAGAGGACGUCCUCUUGUCGUAUUUUACCAAACUACGGGAGACUUUAGACCUGUUCACGUCAUGGGACUGGCCCACUUAUUUCCACGACUAUGGGCAAGAAACCAGCAAAUAUAAGCAAGUCAAUCCAGAUGAUGCGAUAGUAUUGCUCGAAAAAUUGAAAGAAGGCGAUAAGAAAACUAUGUUCACAGUAUUGAAAAAGAACGAAAGAGACAAGAAGAAGUUACUGGAAACGGUCCUAAAACAACUGAGACAGCUGACCCAAAUAACGCCCAACAAAUAACCGACUUGUUGAAUUAAAUAAUAAAUUUUAUUAAUUA